AUGCAGAUGAAAACACAGUUUUUCAUUUUCUUCUGUUACAUUGUCAUUUUUUCUUUCUCUUGCAGUUUUUCUGCUGCUUCGAAUAAUGAAGUAUCGGCUUUACUUUCGAUAAAAUCGGGUCUUAUUGAUCCUUUAAGCACUCUUCAGGAUUGGAAGUUGGAUUCACCUCAUUGUAACUGGACUGGAAUCAAAUGCAACUCGGCCGGAACCGUGGAGAAUCUCGAUCUCUCUCGCAAGAAUCUCAGUGGUAUAGUAUCCAACGAUAUACAAAGGCUUCAAUCUCUUACUUGUCUUAACUUAUGUUGCAAUGCAUUUUCAUCAAAGUUACCGAAAUCUAUAUCCAAUCUCACCACAUUGAGCAUUCUUGAUGUAAGUCAGAAUUUCUUCAUUGGUGAGUUUCCGGCAGGACUUGGAAAGGCGUCGAGGUUAACAGCGUUAAAUGGUUCCAGCAAUGAAUUCUCAGGUUCAAUUCCUUUGGACAUUGGAAAUGCAACUUUGUUAGAAAUGCUUGAUCUUCGAGGCAGUUUCUUCGAAGGCUCAAUUCCGAAAUCAUUCGGUAACUUGCAUAAGUUGAAGUUUCUUGGUUUAUCUGGGAAUAAUCUUACUGGGAAAAUUCCUGGUGAGCUUGGAAAGCUUUCAUCAUUGGAGUAUAUGAUUCUUGGAUAUAACGAAUUCGAAGGCGAGAUUCCAUUAGAAUUUGGAAAUCUCACUAGUCUUGAGUAUCUUGAUUUAGCAGUUUCCAAUCUCGGUGGUGAGAUUCCAUAUGAAUUGGGAAAUCUCAAGCUAUUGGACACACUUUUCUUAUACAACAACAAUUUUGAAGGAAGAAUUCCAUCACAAAUUGGUAACAUGACUUCAUUGCAGUUUUUCGAUCUUUCUGAUAACAUUUUGUCAGGAAAAAUUCCAGAUGAAAUCAGUCUGCUGAAGAAUUUGAAGCUUCUGAACUUCAUGGGAAACCAGUUAUCUGGUUUUGUUCCUUCUGGCAUUGGGAAUUUGCCUCAAUUGGAGGUUCUUGAGCUAUGGAACAAUUCAUUAUCAGGUCCAUUGCCUAGUAAUCUCGGCAAGAAUUCACCGUUGCAAUGGUUGGAUGUAUCGUCCAAUUCACUAUCCGGAGAGAUUCCAGAAACUCUUUGCAGCAAAGCAAAUCUCACCAAGCUAAUACUUUUCAACAAUGCUUUCUCCGGUUCAAUUCCAUCGAGCCUAUCAAAAUGUUCUUCGCUUGUUCGUGUUCGAGUUCAAAACAAUUUUCUGUCUGGAUCAGUUCCGGUUGGUCUUGGCAAGCUUGAGAGGCUUCAAAGGUUAGAAUUAGCUAACAAUAGUCUCACUGGUGAAAUUCCAGAUGAUAUUCCUUCUUCAACAUCUCUUUCUUUCAUUGAUCUCUCAAGAAACAAACUCCAUUCUUCUCUACCUUCCACUAUUCUCUCCAUUCCAAAUCUUCAAGUAUUUAUGGUCUCCCACAACAACUUUGAAGGUAAAAUACCAAACCAAUUUCAGGACUCUCCUUCACUUACUGUUCUUGAUCUCUCGUCGAAUCAUUUAUCCGGAGCCAUUCCAGAAAGCAUAGGUUCAUGUCAAAAACUAGUAAAUUUGAACCUGCAAAACAACCUUUUGAUUGGUGAAAUCCCAAAAGCACUAGCUAACAUGCCUACAAUGGCAAUGCUUGAUCUUUCCAACAACUCGUUGGCCGGUCAUAUACCUGAGAACUUUGGUUUAUCACCAGCUUUGGAAGCAUUUAAUGUUUCAUACAACAAGCUUGAAGGUUCUGUGCCAGAAAAUGGUAUGCUAAGAACUAUAAACCCGAACAAUCUCGUCGGUAAUGCCGGCCUAUGUGGUGGAAUCCUCCCUUCAUGUAACCAAAACUCGGCAUACUCCUCAAGGUAUGGAAGUUCACAUGCAAAGCAUAUUAUCACAGGAUGGAUCAUUGGAAUAUCAUCAAUUCUAGCCAUUGGAAUUACAAUCUUGUUAGCAAGAUCUUUAUAUGUAAGGUGGUACACUGGUGGAUUUUGCUUCAAAGAAAGAUUUUAUAAAGGUAGCAAAGGGUGGCCAUGGAGAUUAAUAGCAUUUCAGAGACUUGGGUUUACAAGUACCGACAUUCUAGCUUGCAUCAAGGAAACAAAUGUGAUCGGAAUGGGAGCUACCGGCGUUGUUUACAAAGCUGAGGUACCGCAAUCCGAUACAAUCGUAGCAGUGAAAAAGUUGUGGAGAUCAGGAAAUGAUGUUGAAGUAGGAAGAGGCAGUGAUGAGCUUGUUGGUGAGGUGAACCUCUUAGGGAGACUAAGACACAGGAACAUUGUUAGACUUUUAGGAUUUCUUCACAAUGACACUGAUUUGAUGAUAGUUUAUGAAUUUAUGCAUAAUGGAAACCUGGGAGAUGCCUUGCAUGGUAAGCAAGCUGUUAGGUUGCUUGUUGAUUGGGUUUCAAGAUAUAACAUAGCUCUAGGAGUUGCUCAAGGACUUGCUUAUCUUCAUCACGACUGUUAUCCGCCGGUUAUCCAUCGUGACAUUAAGUCAAAUAAUAUACUGCUUGAUGCAAAUCUUGAAGCAAGGAUAGCAGAUUUUGGGUUAGCCAAGAUGAUGAUCCGGAAGAACGAAACCAUCUCCAUGGUUGCUGGAUCCUAUGGCUACAUUGCUCCUGAAUAUGGAUAUGCAUUAAAGGUGGAUGAAAAGAUUGAUGUAUACAGCUAUGGAGUAGUUUUGUUGGAGCUUGUGACAGGAAAGAGGCCAUUAGAUGCGGAAUUCGGAGAGAGCGUAGACAUUGUAGAGUGGAUUAGAAGGAAGAUCAGAGACAAGAAACCUCUAGAAGAAGCAUUAGAUCCAAGUGUAGGAAACUGCAGGCAUGUUAUAGAAGAAAUGCUUUUAGUCUUAAGAAUAGCAGUUGUUUGCACUGCUAAGCUUCCUAAAGACAGACCAAGCAUGAGGGAUGUGAUAAUGAUGCUUGGAGAAGCAAAGCCUAGAAGAAAGAUUAGUGGAAACAAUGAAACAUCUUUAGCAGAUAACAACAAUAACAAGGAGAUGUCAGUUUUUAGUACAUCACCAGUUAGUGGUCUUCUCUAG
This is a messenger RNA of Lathyrus sativus (Indian pea), 3054 nucleotides long. Lineage: Eukaryota; Viridiplantae; Streptophyta; Magnoliopsida; Fabales; Fabaceae. The record is from the annotation of a GenBank genome assembly.